AUGAGGAAAUAUAUCGUUAAAGAACUCGAGUUGUUACCAAAGAAAUCCUCAUUGCAUGCUCGGUUCACUGGUAACUGGACAAAUAAUGCAGGAAUUUAUGAGCUCGGUGACGGACUUUUGUUGAAUAGAUGGUACCACAUAUCUUAUACUCUUUCAGAUUCUGAAAAGAGAUUAGACAUCUACAUUGACGGUGAAUGGUUUGGAUAUUAUGGAAUCCAGAACGUUACAACAGAAAAUGUUAUAUUCAAUGAAGGACCAUUAUAUAUUGGACGUUCUUUCGACAAUGGGUUUAAUGGCGAAAUUUGUAAUGUCCGCUAUUUCAAUUGGCGUUUAUGUGCCGAAGAAGUUAAGCAAGAUUUCGUUAAUGAUGUAAUUAAAUAUGGGUCGAAGGUGGCCCUUGUCCAUGUAUCUACUAGAAAAUAUUUGACUACUAAUGGAAUCAAAUAUCCAGAUCACGAUCAAGAUAUGGUUGUGUGUAAAGGUUGGGAAAUCGAUUUGAAAAAUGAUGUUUUUACUAUUAUUGAAGCUUAUGGUACAAGUGUAUGCACGGGAAGCCCUGUGCCUUUAAAUUCUAUUAUUGGAUUUAAACAUCAAGCGACAGAAGGUAGAGAUGACAACGACGACUUUGUCAUUAAACGUUCUAAAAAUGUAUCAUGUUAUUUGUUGAAUGGUGAUAUAAUUAGCAUAACCCAUGUUAAUACUGGUUAUUCAGCACUUUAUAGUCAUCCCGUAUUAUUGGAUGACGGAACUCAAGAAGUUUCUUGUCAUGGAAAUGGAAAUGAUGUAAAUAAUAAGUGGCGUAUUGAAUUAAUUGAUGGUCCGAAUUUAUGA
This is a messenger RNA of Funneliformis geosporum, 831 nucleotides long. The record is from the annotation of a GenBank genome assembly. Lineage: Eukaryota; Fungi; Glomeromycota; Glomeromycetes; Glomerales; Glomeraceae.